This is a messenger RNA of Lycium barbarum (goji berry), 1551 nucleotides long. RefSeq names its product F-box protein CPR1-like. Gene Ontology annotation, molecular function: protein binding. The transcript has a single exon. The coding region runs from base 80 to 1369 and encodes 429 amino acids. The record is from RefSeq and is a predicted model, not a curated record. Lineage: Eukaryota; Viridiplantae; Streptophyta; Magnoliopsida; Solanales; Solanaceae.
UUCAUUUCUUUCAUAUUGUUAUCACAAAUGAUUUAGCUUCAGAACUCCAAUUUUUUCAUUGUUUUAUCUAAUCAUAAUCAUGAAUCCAGACCAAUUUGCUCAAGAAACGAUGUUUUGCUCCUUUCUUCCCGGGGACAUUGUCAUCGACAUUCUUUUGAUACUUCCAGUAAAGUCGUUAUCACGCUUCAAAUCCGUAUCCAAACCCUUUUGUUCUUUAAUCAAAAACCCUAAUUUCAUCUCGAAACACUUUGCAAAAACUAGCAAAGAAAAAACAUAUCAUCUCCUAAUUAUGGGUCGCCAUCACAAAACUCUUGAUGUAACGGUAUGUUUAUUAAUUACUUCACUAACAAAACCUCGCGAUGUUAUUACACCACCUCUACAUUUGGACGUGCCAUUUGGUUUGACUUCUGAAAAGACAAGAAUUGUAGGCUCUGCUAAUGGCUUAGUCUGCUUGAAUUUAAUUAACCAUAAUGGCGUCGCGAUUGUUAUAUGGAAUCCGGCUAUUAACAUGUUCAAGCCAGUGCCAAAAUCUCCAAAUGUUUCAACCCUAGGUAAACUCACUGUAACGGACUUAGGGUUUGGUUAUCACCCUGGGAACGAUGACUACAUGAUUGUUCGACUCCUGAAAGUUGCUACGUCAAGGAGGAAGUAUGAGGUUGAAGUUUACACACUGAGCACGAAUUCAUGGAGAAAAAUAGCAAGUGAUGGACGCGUUUUACUAGUGAUACGUCCAUUUUGGAGACCCAUGGCACCUGGGAUGAUCGUAGUAAAAGGUGUUGCCUAUUGGGUAGGAGUUGAAGUUAGAAAUGAAGAAAUGUGUAGUGUUGUGGUUUCUUUGGAAAUGACUAGUGAGGAGUUAAAUUUUAUAUUGCCACCUAUUGAACCUCAAGGCAUUGUGAUUGACCUAAGGGAAGCAAUAACAUUGAGACUUUUUAAUUUAGAUGAAUCUUUGGUUUUGAUUUAUUCUACAAAUCUUGAAAAAGUUGAUAUAUGGAUGAAUAAUGGAUUUGAUAUAUGGGUGUUAAAUGAAGAUGAAAGGACUUGGACUUGGAGGUUUAAAGUUGAACCUAUUCAAGGAUUCUUACUAGAAGCUGGAUUUUGGGAGAAUUCUAAGGCAUUGGUUGCAGAAGAGAGGAAAGAGAUGUGUUAUGAUGAAAAUGGAGAAUAUGUUUAUACUAAAGGCGAGACAAAUUUAUUUUUGUAUGAUGUUAGUAAAGGAGAUUUUGAGAUUAUUGAAAAUCAUGAGCUUCGUGCACCAUUUCAAGCUUAUAGUUAUUUGGAAAGCUUAGUGCCUGUGAAUGGAGGAGUUGAUGUUGCAAAGGAGGUUGAUUUGUCAAAGUUCUUAGAUUUUGACCCUUUACUUUUUUGAGUUCUCAAAUUUAUCUUGAGAUUUCAAAAGAAGUUUAGUUUAAUUGGUAAAACUAUGAUUUCGAUUAAUCUAUACCUCACACUAAUGUAAUUUAGUUUUUAUUAGAUUUUUAAACAAAAGGAAGCAUUGUACUGCAUAUUGUUGUAUUAAGGAUUACCAUUGUAUUUCUCAAUAUGAAAACA